GUCAGCAACCUACCAGCCUCGCGGCCAGUCUGCCAGUAGCCACUCAGCAACUCCCCUCUCUCGCGUUCUCUUGGUGCAGUCGUGCCGGCGCGAUGGCCGCACCUUUUCUGCACCUUCUUCUGCUCGUCGUCUCUGGGGGUGCUGCAGCGGGCGGCGAGGACGAGGUGGGGCUGCCCCCGCUUGAGCUCCGAGCCAUCGACGACCCGGGCCGUGGGCGCGCGUCCGUCGCUGCGGAGGAGCCGGUGCUCAUCGCCGAUAUCUCCACGCACGACGACGAGCCGGCCGAAGUACCCCGGGUUGAGUUCCGAGGCAUCGACGACUCGGGCCGUGGGCACGCGUCCGACGCGCCGGAGGAGCCGGUGUUCAUGGCCGAUGUCGCCACGGACGACGACGAGGCGCUUUUCGGUGGCAUCGAUGAGUCGGGCCAUGUGCACGCGUCCGACGCGCAGGAGGAGCGGGCGUUCAUGGACGUCAUCUCCACGGGCGGCGGCUGCGGCCGCUUCGCCCGCCUCGUCGCCAAGACGGGGAACGCGAGCCAGCUCUUCUGGGAGCGCGUCGCGGGCGGUGGCGGUCUCACCGUAUUCUGCCCCGAAGACAAGGCCCUCUCCGAGUUCGAGCCCAAGUUCCGAGGCCUCGGCGCCGACGACCGGCUCGCCGUCCUGCUGUACCACGGCGCGGCGACCACCUACGGCAGGAAGCUGUUCCAGGCCUUCGACUGGGUGUCGUUGAGCUCGCUGGCCACCGACGCGGCCACCAACAAGAGCCACGCCAUCACGCUCCGCGACGACGGGGACACGGUGUGGUUGUGGCCGUCGUGCGGGAGCCGCGCUUGGGUCAGGGUGACAAAGACGGUGUCCGAAGAGGCCCCCCUCGCCGUGUACGUCGUCGACGCCGUGCUGCUGCCGAGCCACCUGCGACAGAAGCUGGAUGGCGGCGACGAGCCGGCUGCUGCGUGCAAGCCGUCCGGCGGCUAUCUCGGCUGGCUGCACUCCUGCAUCCCGGCCUGGACAAUGGUACCCAUCGCCGUGGUGAGCAUCGUGGGCUUUCAUAUCGCGUUUCUUCUUCAGGAUGCACUGAACAGGAAGAACAAGAAGGCCAACUUAAAUAUUUUUUUAACACAGUACAGACGCAAGCGCUCAUAUAAACGCGCAUACACUCACCCUAUGAACGCACACACGCACACCCUACCCCUAUGAGCACCUUCGAGAGACUGAGCUGGCAUAUCAUCUUGAGAUUUUACGAAGUUACCGUAGGCGCCUCGUAGUCGACGGGAACGUAAUAAAUCCAGGAUAAAUGCGAGCACCAGGAUUUGAACCCUGAUGGAUUGAGGAUACCACUGUCCAUCUAACCACUGCCAACAUAGCUGGUUAAGUUUAUCUGCACUAGUAGUAGUGUGAAUAAUGCUGUAGAAUUAUGGUUGUGGUGUGCGCAUGAUCGAGUAGUAUGUGUUUAGCUCAGCAUAUUAUAUUGCUGCAGCAUGUGACAGGCGCCUCCGCAGUCUUCUGCCUCGUUAUGCAUCUUUGUUCAAGACUGAACGGCAUGGACCCGAAA
Molecule: messenger RNA, 1551 nt
Organism: Triticum aestivum (bread wheat)
Lineage: Eukaryota; Viridiplantae; Streptophyta; Magnoliopsida; Poales; Poaceae
Exons: 1
Coding region: 93-1196 (367 amino acids)
Biological process (GO): plant-type secondary cell wall biogenesis
Cellular component (GO): plasma membrane
Source: RefSeq, a predicted model, not a curated record